This is a messenger RNA of Erigeron canadensis, 1602 nucleotides long. RefSeq names its product polygalacturonase QRT3. Bases 40 to 1482 code for a protein of 480 amino acids. The record is from RefSeq and is a predicted model, not a curated record. The transcript is spliced from 3 exons. Lineage: Eukaryota; Viridiplantae; Streptophyta; Magnoliopsida; Asterales; Asteraceae. Gene Ontology annotation, molecular function: polygalacturonase activity.
GUAGUUUCAUUUGAAUCAAACACACACACAUGAACAAGAAUGUCUCUUAUUUUGUAUAAACCCACCUGCAGCCUCUUACCACUUGUUACUUUUAUAAUUCUUAUUAACCAUGUUUACAUCGGAUAUUCGUCUCUAAACGACCCCUUAACCCCUAGCCGAACCCAUGAUCACGAAUUCCAUGUACGAAAGCUUCGACAAUUCAAGCAAUCCCUUGCUCAAACGAAACAUCUGUCGAGAGCCCGUAUGUAUAGUGUGAGCUCGUAUGGCGCUGACCCGACAGGGAAAACCGAUAGCACGGAUGCAAUUUUGAAUGCUAUUGCGGAUGUUGUGGAAGAAGAACGUAACGGGAUAUUGAUGGAGGGGAUUGGCAACCAUGGUGGGGUACAAAUAAAUCUUGAAGGUGGCAUUUACAUGAUUAGCCGGCCGGUGAAGUUUCCUGUGGCCGGAGUUGGUAACAUUGUGAUAUCAGGUGGAACACUAAGAGCAUCUGAUAACUUUACAACAAAUGGUUAUCUCAUAGAUUUAUCAACAUCUUCAUCUUCAACAAAAUCAAAUUACAACUACGAGUACAUAACACUUCGAGAUAUAAUGUUGGAUUGCAAUUAUCGUGGGGGAGGGAUUCGAGCAGUAAACUCUCUAAGAACAGGCAUUGACAAUUGCUACAUCACACAUUUUACCACAACCGGCAUUAUGGUAAAAGGUGGGCAUGAGACCUAUAUUCGUAAUUCCUUCCUUGGCCAACAUAUCACCGCGGGUGGUGAUGCUCACGAAAGAAAUUUCACUGGCACAGCCAUUAAUUUAGCCGGAAAUGACAAUGCAGUCACUGACGUUGUCAUUUUCUCGGCCUCUAUUGGAAUCAUGAUAUCUGGCCAAGCCAAUGUUAUCACCGGGGUACAUUGCUAUAAUAAGGCCACAGGUUUUGGUGGUACUGGAAUAUAUCUUAAGUUACCGAGUCUAACACAAACUAGAAUUGUCAACUCUUAUUUUGAUUAUACCGGUAUUGUCUCUGAAGACCCAGUGCAACUUCAUAUUUCCGGUUGUUUCUUCCUUGGAGAUGCGUUUAUCGUCUUGAAGUCAAUUCGUGGCAUUGUUAAUGGAAUAAACAUAGUAGACAAUAUGUUUUCGGGAUCAAAUCGUGGGAUCGAUAUAGUUCAACUAGAUCAAAGGAAUGGAGCUUUCAACAAUAUCGAUCAAGUUGUUGUUAAUAAUAAUAACGUAAAUGGGAUGAAUUUGAAGGCAACUAUGGCUAAAGGUUCCACACAAGGUAAAAGUAACUCAUGGACAGUAGAUUUUAACAAAAUACUUUUAUUUCCAAGACACAUAAAAUUUGUGCAAUAUUCAUUGAUGACAAGUGAAAGUAAUGUGUUUCCAAACUAUGUUUUACGAAAUAUUUCAAACAAUAAGGUAUUUAUCGAAUCAAAUGUUGUAGUUGAAGCUAGAAUUUCUGUAACAGUGGAUCAAGGAUUGUCAAAGUUAAGCUAGAUUAGUUAAGAGAUUAUAUAUGUCCCAAAUUAUAAUUAAAGGGGUAUAUGCAAAUGAUCAUAGACUUUAUUCUUUGUAACUUUCAGUUCAUACUAUAUAUACAUUUAUUAUUGAUUCAAA